This is a messenger RNA of Hevea brasiliensis (rubber tree), 2348 nucleotides long. RefSeq lists its product as uncharacterized. The record is from RefSeq and is a predicted model, not a curated record. Bases 482 to 2212 code for a protein of 576 amino acids. Lineage: Eukaryota; Viridiplantae; Streptophyta; Magnoliopsida; Malpighiales; Euphorbiaceae. The transcript has 8 exons.
CCUCUUAAUUGUGUUAUGCCAGAACUAACAAGGAAGAGAGGACUGCUGCCGGCUGCUGGAGCUCCAAUUAUGGUUUGACCAUGGUGAUAGUCCUCGGCCAGGAGAAAUUAUUAAGAAGCCGCAGAUUAUUUUUCCGGUCGGUGGUAACUCAGGUCUAUUCAUUCCUUUUACUGGCCAAGAAUACAUAAGUAUCGGAACAGCUCCUAUUUUCAAAAAUUUCUUUUCGAUCUCUCCGCCAAUCUUCCUCUUCAAACACUGAACAGAACACUCUCGUCUCUGGCUUCUUCUUCAUCUAGUCAACUACAUUCCUCGUCAGCUCUUUCUCUCUCUUCUCUUUCCAAAUUAGAAAACCGCCGUAUCUAUUUCCAUCAAUUUGCAUUUAAUGCUCCACAAAAUGCUGAUUCUGUAAUCCCUAAUUUAGCCUUCCUUCCUUGCAUGUUUUAGCUGUUUCUUUUCUCCACCUACUCCUUCCAUUUUCCAAAUGGCCACUUCGGCCUUCAGGUCCACCACCAAGAGAACUCCCAUUGCCAAAUCUUCUGCCGCCUCCACUGAUGACUCCUCUUCUUCCACUUCCAACGCCUCUGCUCACCGCCGCUCUCGUAGCCUCAGCCGUUUCUCCCGCCCUUUGCCUCCGCCCGGUGAUGACUUCUCUGAUGACGCGCCAGCUCCUAGAGGGAGGUUCGUCAACACUGUCAGGGGAUCGGGGUUUCCAGAUAUCACUCUUGAUGAUCUUGCUGUUCAGUUCUUUGGUUCUUCUGAUCGAGGUCGUUCUUCUUCGAGAAUUGAUGAUGUCAGCUCUGGGGAUAAAGUCAGUGUGUCGCAAAGAAGAGGGAGGUCUGUUUCCAGGCAUGGUUCCAGAGUUGGUGAAGGGAAGGCUAGUGCUGGAAAUAGCCAUGUUGGGGGACGGGUUAGUUCGGAUAACAACAAUUCGAGGAGGCGGCGCUCCGUAUCAGUGGUUCGAUGUCAAAUUAGUGAUUCUGAGAGUGAUUUAGAUCAUUCUCAGAAUUCAAAAAGUCAUGCUACUUUGAAGAGUCUCAGUGGUGGAAGCAGGCAGGUGCCAUUGUCAAAUAAGACAGCUACUUCAAAUCAUAGACAGGGACUUGGAAGCUCUCUUAGCCAAAAAGAUUUAAAGUACCAGGAUGGCUAUUCUAGCCACUCAUCAGUGCUAACAGAUGAUGAAGGAAGGGAUUCUCAUCCCAACUUAAAUGGGAUUGAGAGAACAAUACGAGCAGUUUAUGCACAGAAAAAGGCUGAGCACCCCACCAGUGAUGGUAUGAACAGUGGGUUGUAUGAAGUAAUGCGAAAAGAACUAAGGAAUGCGGUAGAAGAGAUCAGAAUGGAACUCGAACAAGUUGUGAGAAAACCAAGUACCUCCUUAGCAAGUGAUGACUGCAGGCGAUCCCAAAAUUCUGUCGAUCUUCUGGCUCCUACUAUUAAAAGGAAUUAUGCAACAAAAAUGGAAUUGUGUGAGAAGCGUAAACAAGAUUUGUUGUUAGAAAUAUUGUUGGAGGAGCAGCAUGGGAGGGACCUUUCUAAUGAUGUGAAGGAAUUGCUUUAUGAUCCAAAGGACAUAAUUGUGGAAAAACCAUUACGAGCAAGGAAGAAGAGCAGUGACAGAAGCAGGAUGUCUAAGAGAUUGACCGAGGAGGCAGAGAGAUAUAUUGAAGAUUUCAUUUCAAAUGUUGAAGAUACAGAUAUCUCAUCUUUAGAUGGGGAAAGGAGUGAUACAAGUUCAAGUUUAGGAGGAAUAACGAAGACACAAACUUUCCAAAGUCCAGUGUUGUCCAAGCCCAUUCCUGUUGAAAUGGAUGGGGUUGUACUGCCCUGGUUGCAAUGGGAAACCUCUAAUGAUGCUUUUCCUUUAUCGAGCAAUAAAUCAGAGAUGAUGGCUACUCCAAAAACUAAUUUAUGGGAAGCUGCUCAGGAUGCAUCCCGUAUGCAAGAUUCAAGCAACCAUUCCAUUAGUAGCCGUGGGAGUUGGAGCCCAGGACUUCUCGAUGUCCAUUCCUCAAAUAUUGAGGGGAAUAGAUUUGGAGAAAUUGGAAGUUAUUAUAGUCAAUUUUCAUCAGAUGGAACAACAAGAAGGCCACAGCAAGAUGUUGACGAGUAUCUGGAGCGUAAAAGUGAAGAAGCUUUUCUCUUUGAAAGAUGGAGUCAACAACAGAGAAUCCAUUCAGGCAGUCUUUUGCUUUGUAACCAAAUAUUCUUUUAGCCGUAAUCUUCUUCUUUUUUUUUUUUUUUUUCAAUUCGAAUUCACAUUAAUUUCUUUGUAUAGAUGUUUACAUCUAAUUCUCCUGGAAAUUGUUGACAUUAAUCUCUAUCAAAGCAGCAUAAGCUGUAUUUAGUUA